Messenger RNA from Parnassius apollo (apollo), 297 nucleotides. The record is from the annotation of a GenBank genome assembly. Lineage: Eukaryota; Metazoa; Arthropoda; Insecta; Lepidoptera; Papilionidae.
AUGGAGCUGAGAUUGGAUCAAACACCAAACAAUGAUUUGGACUCGAUAGUACCACAGUGCUCUUCCUCCAACACACAAGAGCUGACACAGGAUGCGGACAAUUCUUCGUCAUACUCACAACAGGUUGCUGUAGAAUUUCCGCACCAGUAUAAUAAUGCACUUGCUGAAUUUAAGUCUGAAGUAAAACGCUUCACAGCGUUAUUUGAAACGAACCCCACUGUCCACAAUCUAAGAGCACUAGCGAAAUUCACAAAAAUACGUCAGAGCAAGGACAAAACUUCAUUUUACGUUAGAUAA